This is a messenger RNA of Durusdinium trenchii, 1293 nucleotides long. The record is from the annotation of a GenBank genome assembly. Lineage: Eukaryota; Dinophyceae; Suessiales; Symbiodiniaceae.
AUGAAUCCCUUGGUGCUUUGCGGCGACGAAAAGAACCCCAUCUUCCGGUCUGUGCGAGCCGGCGAACCGGCGCGAAUUGACAAACUGGCACCGCGCACGACCUUUGUCAGAACGCUUUGUGCUUUGCACUGCAUCUCGGCACAGGUGCAAAGCAGGUUCCAGAAGCAUUUAGAGGAUGCUCAAGUCAUUGAUCGUUUACCCUCGAAGUUCGCGCCAUCUCUGAUGCUGAAGAAAUUGCUGAUGCCCUUUGGGCCUACCGACGAAGACCGCUACUGGUGGGCGCAGGAAGAACCCCAUUUGCUAAAGGAUGGUGCCCUCGCCGAUGUGGACCCUUCGAGGACCUUGAACGACAGUCAGCUCAAAGCACUGGAGUCAGCGGCGGAGAACACCUUGACGUUGAUCCAGGGACCCCCAGGUGUCUUGGACAAACAGACGCAGAACACCUUGCACGAGAGCCGAGAGCGGAACUCCUUAGGCACUGGGAAGACCACCACCUGCGUGCAGAUCCUACGGCGCUGGGCCAUGACCUUUAAGCGGCCAAACAAGAGCUGUCGAAUCUUGGCCACAAGUGGCUCCAACAUUGCCGUGGACAAUUUGGUAGAAGGCUUGCUGAAGGAGAAUGUGAAGGUGGUCCGCAUCGGCCGCCCGGAGAGCACUCGACCAGAGCUGGCGGCGAGCGCCGUGGAGAACGUGGCCGCGAAGAUGCUCGGGGUCUCAAGCCUCGCAGAGGUCCCAAGUUUCCAUCAGCGGCGCCAAGCCUUGCAUCAAGCGAUACUGGAAGCACAAGUGGUUUGUUGCACAGCAGUGACCGCUGGCGGUGGACUGUUGAGGGAUAUCUACUUCCCUUUGGUCCUGAUUGAUGAAGCUUCGCAAGCCACGGAGCCAGCCACAUUGGUUCCGAUUUGUCACGGCUGCAAGCAGCUGGUCCUUUGUGGAGAUCACUGUCAACUGCCCCCAACUGUCAAGAGCGAGAAGGAGCAUUCGGAAGUGCUGAAGAUGUCGUUGUUUGAGCGUUUGGCACUCACUGGGGUCAAGCCCGUAAUGCUGAACGUGCAGUAUCGGAUGCACCCGUUGCUGUCGGCCUUUCCAUCACAAGCCUUCUAUGAAGGGAAGCUCUUGGAUGCAAUCAUGCAAACUCCAGUUGAGAAGCCUCCCAGCUGGAAGUACAAGCACAACCUGGUGGUCGUACCGGUCUUCGACCAGGAGUCGCCCAAAGGUACAAGUCACAUGAACGAGGGGGAGGCUGAGGUCCUGGUUCCUUGGUGCUUGAGGCCAUCCGCUUCUUGUUACUAG